Molecule: messenger RNA, 1552 nt
Organism: Sphaeroforma arctica JP610
Lineage: Eukaryota; Ichthyosporea; Ichthyophonida
Exons: 2
Coding region: 247-1053 (268 amino acids)
Source: RefSeq, a predicted model, not a curated record
UCAUAGCCUCCUAAAAAGAACACUAUUGAUAAAGAACCUUUUUAUAUAUAUAAAAAGUAGGAAAUAUUUGUCUUUGAGAGGGCUAUUUAUUUAUGUCCAAUUGCUGCACUAUGUAAGACUGUUCAUAGCCUCCUAGUAAAUAUGUAGAACAAAUUGUUAUUAUUUUUAAAAAUACAGCACGCUCCAGUGAGAAAACUUUGGGUAUACAGACGAAUCUACAAACAGAACAGCAACUUAAACGCGACUAUGACAGCACCUGUCAAGAAACUCAACGCGCUUGUCAUAGGCGGUACUUCAGGUAUCGGACAAGGUAUCGCACUAGCGUUAGCAUCUCGUGGAUGUAAUGUCACUAUCGCAGGUCGAACACCUAAAGAUGUACUGCCGUUGCUAAAAGCUGCCGGAAAGGACGGCACACACGAGUUUAUUGCUGUCAAUGGAUUCGAUUUAAAAACACUGGACGAUCUGCCUGCACCUGAUCUGUUGGUAAUGACACACGGCAUGGCCACUACUCAGGGAUAUACCCCAACAGUCGACGGCAUUGACCAGAAAUUGCAGCUGCACUACUUCUCCCGGUUAUACAUCGCCCGAAAAUUAGCCCCUAAAAUGCCUGAAAAUGGGCGUAUCAUCACCGUUUUGUCGGCCGGAGUGCAUUCCCGGUAUCCAAAAUUUAAUGAAGACUUUACACUGGAGAAGAACUACAGUGUUACAAAUGCUGCCGAUGCAGCAGGGUUCUAUACCGAUGCCGGGUUUGAAAAAUUGGCGGACGAUUUCCCAAAUUUGGUGGUGUGUCAUGCGUCACCAGGAUUUGUCAGCACCAAUUGGGGUACCGAGAUGCCCUGGUAUGUUAAAGGACCCGUGCGUGUACUCCAGGUGUUCGGUAAGAGUCUGGAGAAGUGUGGGGAAAUAAUAACCAGUAGCUGGCUGGAUCUAUCGCCCGGAAAGUAUAAUACAAUCGAUCAGAAUGGCAAGCCGUGCAAGACUAAGGUGUUGCACACGCCAGCGGAGCGAGAAAUCAUCGUGAGCAAAACAGACGAGCUGCUAGGCUUGGCGUGAUUCAUUUUUCCGUAACACAUCACAACCUCGGCCUGAGCCCUCGCUCGCUUCCCGGUAUCAAUUCUCUCCUUAUGCAAUAAAUUAUAUAGCAUGACUGAGUACUUGUCUUUUCAAUACGUACAGGCAGCGUAAUGUGUGAGUGAAUGUCUUGCAUGAUCUUGUGAUUCUCACGCAACCAGACGUUAUCUCCAUAACUUUUACUCUAUACUAUUUUUAUGUAUAUAUCCACUAUUUGUUGCGCGAUAACGUGUUCUCAACUUCUCACUGUGCAGACCAUUGUACUUUUCAUUUUCCUAUUUUAAAAAAAAGACAGAUUUCACAAAUGCAACAUAGAUUUGUAAUCCUCACUCGAUUUGAUAGUAGGCUGAUGUUUUAAAGCUCUUCCACUGACUAUGGGUCGCAUACGAACGGCUAUUCACAAAUCUGGGGUGCAAACGAGACGGCUAUUUAGAUUUUUUUUAAAACGACUGUUCUUUUCGACUUAUGAGUAGAGACGCAU